AUGCCCCAGCGCCGAAGAUAUUCAGGUUAUCAUGGCCGAAUCCCACAAGGGGAUUUGCGGCGCUCACCAGUCGGCGUUAAGAUGAGAUGGUUGGUCCGGAGGCACGGCUAUUAUUGGCCGACCAUUUUAAAGAACUGCAUAGAAUAUGCGAGGGGGUGCAUCAAGUGUCAAAUCUACGGCCCCAUACAAAGGGUACCAGCUGACGCCCUCCACCCGUUACUAAACCAUGGCCGUUCAGAGGAUGGGCCGUGGAUAUCAUCGGCAAAAUCUACCCAGCCGCGUCCAACCAGCACGCCUGGAUUUUGGUGGCAACUGACUAUUUCACUAAAUGGGUCGAGGCGGAGUCCUAUCGGUCCAUUUCUAGCACACAGGUGGUCAGAUUCUUCGAAAAUCACAUCGUCCACAGAUUCGGUAUACCCGAAACCAUCACGGCCGAUAACGGCCCGGUAUUCGCAUCAGCCGAGACUCGAGAAUAUGCCGAAAGGAUAG
Messenger RNA from Prunus armeniaca (apricot), 489 nucleotides. Lineage: Eukaryota; Viridiplantae; Streptophyta; Magnoliopsida; Rosales; Rosaceae. The record is from the annotation of a GenBank genome assembly.